UUAUCAAACAACAAUAUGCUGCAAAUUAUUUUCCACGAAGCGUACAUCAAAAAAGCAGGAAUGGAUGGCCGAUUGCUCAGAAAGAUCAACGCUCCCUCUCUCUAAGUGCAUCUUCGCCUCUGCAUAAGGCGAUUCCAACAACAGACAGUAGAGAUGGGAAAAGAAAAUCACAGAUCAAGCAUCUAAGUUCCUCCUGAUUUCGCGUUGAUUUUUAAGAUUUCUUUUUUGGACUACUAUUUCACUUUUCUUCUCUGAUUUUGGACUGCAACUCUCGACGGAAAGAAAGAGAAGGAGAUCUGGGUUUCGGUCGAUUAUUUAAUUAUUUUUUUGCCUUUGUUUGUUUCUCGAUCGGUUCGCUUCUCGGCAAACAGGUGAGCCGUUACCAUUAGAAUAAUUGGAAAUCUAGCAGCAAUGGCAUUCUGCAAAACGUAUGAUGAGAAGCCAUUGGUUAAUGAGAGAGGAUUAUCAUUGGGCAGCAUGCAUGAUGUUAGAGGUUUGAAAUUCUCUAGCCUUAUCAACUCUGAUUUGACUUGGAAGAAGGUUGCAAAAGGCAACAGGACUUCAUCAAGGCGAGCUAGGAACUUGGUUUCUAGAAGCCGGAAUACUGGUGAGGAACUGAUAAAAAUGGAUUCCAACGCUAUGGACAUGUCAUUUUCUGAAUAUGAGAAGCUUGGAGUAAGUGUUCUUGGGUGCCGCUUUAGUGAGAACGCAGACCUUGUGCAUAUAAAGAAAAGGAAAUUAAUGUUCAGAUCACCCACUCCACCACCCAAAGACCCAUCUCAACAUCCCAAGGAAAAUGAAAGGCUCCUAAAAAGUCAACCUGAAGUAGUUGAUUAUGCUGCAUCUGCAAGUUGCUUGGGUCCAACUGUUGAUACUGAGCAUGAUGUCGGUGAGAAGAAAUUUGAGAGGCAAAAUAAGCAACUUAAUGAAAGGGAAGAAUUCUCUGGUAUCUUCAUACUUGCUGCUACUGCCUGCCGUGAUAGUGUUGGAGAAGUUGAUUAUGAGGAGGAUUGUGGAGUUGAAGAAUCUUAUACACUUGAAGUUUCCUCAAUGGAAAAUCUGUCAAAUAGAGAUGUUAAAGAUGACCAUAGUUCUGCCAAAAUUUCAAUUGAAGAACAUCCUGAAGAGUUUACUGCCUCAUUAAGAUUGCACAAUACUUCAACUGAUGGUAUAGUGCAGUCAAAUAAUUUUCACAAUAAGUCUAUGGGGGAUUGUUCUAUUGCAGUAGUAGAGGAUCACUUAACCAAGAAGUUUCAGGAAACAGAUGUAGUGCAUGUGUUUUCUUCACAAGAUGAUCAUUCAUUUUGGGAUUUGAAUACUUCAAUAGAUGUAUGGCCACACCCUAUUGAUAAUAAAUGUGAGGAUUCUCAUAUUUCAGAUGGGAUUACUGAAGACAUUAAGGGUGGUAAUUGUAGCAACAUGAUUAGGAACUCAGAAAGUGAGAGCAUGAAAAGGGGAUUUGGAAGUGGUAGAUGUCAUCCUGAAACUGAACUGCCACCAGCAGAUCCUAGUGGGAUAGUUGAUAAGCAACAAUUUUCAAACAUAAAGGAACUUAAAUCGGAUUCAUUGACUGAUAUUGAUGGGAUUAGUUGCUCAAAAGAAAAAUUGCCGUCUUCUGUUUCAAUUGAUAGUGCUACUGUAUCUUCUGACAGGAAUAAAAGCGCUUCAGUUCAAUGUUUAACUUUGAGCUCCACAGGGAAUGGCAAAAGCUUAUAUCCCCAUCAAGCUACAGGGUUGAAUGGUUGUGCGCAAAACCCUCUUCCCUCCAAAUCCAAUGAAUCUCUUAGGACCUUUAUUUCCAAAGAAAUCUGUGACGUGGCAUCUGUUGAUGUUACUUGUGCAAAGAAUGAAGGUGGUUGUAGCACUAUUGCAUGUGAAACGGUUUCCUCCAGUUUACAGGUUGAGGAAGUGGAGCUCGCUCCUUGUGUGACUUCCUCUGUUAACACCACCCGUGAGACAGAUGUUUCAAAUGAAGAUGCUAAGGGUGCCAAAGAGAAUUCUCUUUCUCAAUUUAAUGAAGUGGAAUUUCUCCCUUCUUCUCCAGGUGUUAAGAUGAUGCAAACCUUAAGUGACUUGGCUCUGGAUUCCAAGGUGAUAUGCAGCAAUGCUUUUAAGUAUGAUGAAACUGAUAAUGUAAUGCAUAAGGAAAGUGAGGAACCUGUGACGAAGUCUUCGGAAAUGUCUAUGGCAUUGUUACAUAGUCCCUCUGAUGCAUACGGAAACAACUCUAAGGAUAUUGUAAAUAGUUUUGAUAAGAUGGCUGUAGAAGAACGUUCUGACAAAGGUUAUAAUUCUGAAUUUUUUCAUGAUGUUCACACUGAUGUGCAAGCAAGUAGGUUUGAGGUGGAUUAUGAUUCUCAGUAUGAAGAUGGAGAAGUAAGGGAAUCUAUGGAGCAUAUCCGGCAAGAAUAUUAUGGUGAUGAUGUAGAAGCUGAACAUGUGGAUUAUGGUUCUGACAGUGAUAAUUUGGGUUCUGGUGCUGAAAAAAUUAUGACAAAUACACAGGGAAUGGAUUUCCAAACUUGUUUGAGUAGAUUGAGAGGAAAAUAUGCAAACGAUAUAGGUAAGACUGGUGGUAACAAUUACAGCAAAUCAAAAAUAGGGACUGACAAUGAGAUUACAGGUGACAGGAUUGAUUCUGGGGUGGACGAUAGGAGGAUUCAGGCAAGAAAUGACAGUGGCUGGCAAGAUAUAAACAAUGAUGAUGCGGAUGGAUUGGAUCCUGUUGAUCAGACAAGGAACGCAGAGUCCAGAACAUUCAGAAGGGAGUUGUGUUCUCGUAUUGAAGAGCGAGCAGUCAAUGACCUACCCUUUAUAAGGGGCAGGGGCAGAUAUGCUCAGGAUCCUCAUGCUAGAAGUCAAGGAGAUGAUCGUUUGGUUGAUUCUCAAGCCUGCAGUAGGGGCAUAAAGCACCAUCAUUUGUCCAAGUACCAUGUCCCAUUUUCUUUUCAUCACCUCGGGUCAGCAAAAGGCUUGCACCAACGUGUUAGAAGAAGCGGAUCACCAGACGCUAGAGAUAAGACUCUUGGUAUGCAUCGGCAUAUUAGACCAUCGAGGAACCUUAGUCCUGGUUGGCGUGUGACCCUUGGCAGGGGCAGGUCUAUGAGAUAUGGUCUGCAACUCGAAGGUAGAGGCCCCAGGGGUAGAUACCAUGGUUUUGAAGUUGAUGAUUGCUGCCAUUCUUCUGUGACACAUUCACAUCCUGUAGCCAAGAGAGACAGAAGUUUUUCUCCUAUUAAAAGUAAGGAUCCUCGUGUACAUCAAUCUCACUCAAAAUGUUCUUCAAGAUCUAGAAGUCAAUCUUCCUGUUCUGGGAAUCCAUGUUUUAAAUCCCGAAGUAAAUUCCCCAAUUUUAAAUCUGCAGUCAGAGUGCAGAGAAUGAGAUCACCUGAUCGGAGGCCUGGUCUUUCAGUAGGUAGUGCGAGAGGAUUUAGACCAGCACGAAGAAAUCAUUUUUCACCAUCUCGCAAUACACAAUGGAUUGUUGAUAGGAAGGAUGGUGUUUUUCAUCGUAAGGAGCAGAGUUAUAAUACACAUUCUUCAUUAAGCAGGAGAUCAAUGGGAAGAUUUGUCCAACAGGAUGACAGGUCUGUUGAUUCUUCACGAAGCUUCAGAUCUGUGUUCUCAAGAAGAUUCAGGGAGAUGAGUGGAGCUGGAGGAGGGAGUUCAAGAUACGAAGAGAGUGAUGAUGAUAGGGGCAAGCAUCGAUGCAGAUAUGGGCUAGCUCAUUCUGUGAAGCAAAAUGACAUGGAGGGACCUGUGAAGCGUUUUCGUUAUAAUGUUGCAGAUGGUUAUAGUUCUCGUUAUAGGGAUGUUCCAGAUUCCUUUGGCAAAGAGAGUCCCAAUUGCCAUGGCAGGAGCAUUGCUAGCCAAAUUGGUGACAUUCCAGGGAAGUUCAGGGAAGGUAGAGGGCCAUUUACAUAUCAAAGAGGGGGGAAAUAUGAUGGUGACUCAAAGUCAUCUAGGGGGCAGGAAGGUGACGAUGAGAUGGCUUCAAGGGGAUGAUCUUCUUGACCUGUGUCCCUACUUAUCUCUUAGUGUAUUUGGUUUACAGUGGGCAAAUCAGUAGGUAGAUAUAUACUUUGGAUAAAGGAACCUUUUCCAUUUUCAGUGGAAAGGCAUUUAGAUCCGUAGUUCUCAUUCCCAGCUUUAUUUUUAACUUUUCUUAAUUAUUAUUAUUAUUUUUUUUUUGAAUUUUGGUCGGGGCCUAUCUUUUACCCUUGUAUAUUUAUUCUCUUGUAGCCGAUUUUGGUGACAAGCCAAUUGAAUAUUGUCAAAUCAAUGAAAUGUCAACAUAUUUUACCA
Molecule: messenger RNA, 4305 nt
Organism: Hevea brasiliensis (rubber tree)
Lineage: Eukaryota; Viridiplantae; Streptophyta; Magnoliopsida; Malpighiales; Euphorbiaceae
Exons: 4
Coding region: 412-4005 (1197 amino acids)
Source: RefSeq, a predicted model, not a curated record